This is a messenger RNA of Lampris incognitus (smalleye Pacific opah), 3491 nucleotides long. It is a transcript of the gene angel2, whose product is annotated as angel homolog 2 (Drosophila). The transcript is spliced from 9 exons. Bases 237 to 2561 code for a protein of 774 amino acids. NCBI's taxonomy places the organism in Eukaryota, Metazoa, Chordata, Actinopteri, Lampriformes, Lampridae. The record is from RefSeq and is a predicted model, not a curated record. Gene Ontology annotation, molecular function: mRNA 3'-UTR binding; 3'-5'-RNA exonuclease activity. Gene Ontology annotation, biological process: 3'-UTR-mediated mRNA stabilization.
GAGAGGAGAGAGAGAGCGCGCGAGAAAGAGAGAGAGAGCGCGAGAGAGGAGAGAGCGAGAACGCGACGUUCGCUCCUUAGCAGCGGUUGGCUUGUGUUGGUACCAGGGCGCUGUUUCGUGACGCCUCAGCAUCCCACACCGGCGGUUAGAGGACUGCUGCUUAUGGUUUCUAUGGAAAUGAUCCCGUCCGUCAAAACAGCAAAGGUGGAAUAAGAGAAAAUGACGCCGGCUGUGUGAUGAAACCUUCCCCGGCAUAUCCUUUAAUUAGCUAUCCCGGCUGUAUCGACAAGAGGAACCCUUUUAGCCAACCAAUGUUCCUGCACCUGCUGAGCACCUUUGGCUCCUCCUUCCUCCCCCAGAGCCACUCUGCUCUCCUCAGGGCCAGCUUCAGGAGCAGCGCCACUUGCCACCCUCUCCUCUUCGCUUCUCACCCACGGUGGCUGUUGCGGGGAUUUCCCCCCUGGCCACCGUACCAUCUCCCAUCUCCCGACAUCUCCUGUCCAAGAAGAACCUGUAGGGGCUCCCUUUUGAAGACACGCCUUCAGAACCUUCCAUUCGGCAAUAACCUAACUGAUAACUCUGUUCUCAGUUGGCGUUCACCUCUUCCAGGUUUCUGGUUUAAGGGAUCUGAAGCACGGAUGCUUCACACAUCCGCCUGCCUCAUGCAGCACCUAGGAAACCACAGAGGGCCUCCACACAAAAAGAGGAAGCACACAGAGGAAAACAAGAGUGCAGGAGACAGAGGAGAAGACAAGGGAGGAGGGUUGGAGGGAACAGUGGUCACCUCCGAGGAGGCAAGACCCGGUAGGGAGCACCUGAAUAGAAGUGGGGGCCAGGGCAACAACAAGAAAAGUACAAUUGGGGAAGGCAGCAGAAGCCAAAGUGGAGAAAAGGUAAGAGUGGGUUAUGGAGAAAAAGACAGACACCAUCACCCUGGGAUAAAAGACAGCGUCGGUCAAGAUGGAGCCCUCGGCCGAGCGAGGGCUACACCAACACAGACAGGAUUUAAAGACUCACACCCCACAGGGCCAAGGACUCAGUCCCCUCAGCCGAAGCACCCUGAGCAGGUCCCGUGCUUAAAACCUGCCCCCAAGUCCAGUCCCUGUCUCAAAGGUGGGAGUAAAGAUGUGGUAAGGGGUGAGGAGGAGCAGGGAGGCCAUGGAGGUGGCAGAGGAGGACCAUGGGGAAAAAGGAACCAGACCUCAAAGGGAGACCACAAGAGAGACCCCUCUCCUCAGCCGCCAAACCCCUGGACCACUGCCAGCGCUGAAAGACAGCCCCUUCCUCCCGGAAUUGUUCCUCCUUGCAGGCAACUCAACUGUGUCAAACCAGUGAGACCUCUGCAAAGACAGUGGGAAGUGUUUCCCACAUGCAGUACCGGCCUCCAGCCAGCGGGCAGAAGCGCGGCGUUUGACUUCACGGUACUGUCUUACAACAUCUUGUCUCAGGAACUGCUGCAGGACAACGCCUACCUUUACCGACACUGUGACUCCAGAGUAUUGCCCUGGGCUUACAGGCUGCCCAACCUGCUGGCUGAGAUCCAGAAUUACAACGCAGACAUUCUGUGUCUCCAGGAGGUACAGGCGGACCACUUCGAAACUCAGUUAAAACCUGUUUUACAGGCAUUAGGCUACCAGUGUGAGUACAAGAAGCGUACUGGCAGGAAGCCAGAUGGCUGUGCCAUCAUCUUCAAAACCUCCUGCUUCUCCCUCCUCUCCUCCCACGCUGUGGAGUACGUUCGCCCCGGCGACCCCCUCCUCGACCGCGACAAUGUGGGGUUGGUCCUCCUGCUGCGGCCCAACCAUGCCAGUGGCCAGUGGGAUCCCUCCUCCUCUGUCUGCAUCGCCAACACCCACCUGCUCUACAACCCUCGCCGUGGGGACAUCAAACUGGCUCAGCUCGCCAUCCUGUUGGCUGAGAUAAGCCAGCGGUCCCGCCUCCCGGAUGGGUCGUCUCACCCGGUGGUGGUGUGCGGGGACUUUAACUCCACCCCCUGGAGUCCGUUGUACAGCUUCCUGACGACGGGCUGCUUGGAGUACGAGGGGCUCCCGAUUGGCAGGGUGUCAGGGCAGGAGGACAACCCCAGAGGCCAGCGUCCGCUCAUGGCGCCUAUCUGGUCCAAGAGUGUGGGGGUCAGCCAACAGUGCCAGUACUACAACAAACCCACCAUGGACCCUGGUGCCGUCAGUUCUACCGGGGUGACUGGAGCCAUCUCCAGUUUGACUGUACAGGACCUCACUGCCAAGGCACCUGCUGCAUCUAACAGGGCAAGAAUUGAGCACAGCGUGAGGCUACAGUCAUCCUACCAACACUUCUUGGUGCAGGACGGGAGACCCGAGAUCACCACCUGCCACUCCCGCACUGCCGUGACGGUGGAUUACAUCCUGUACACACCAGACUCUAGCGCUUCCUCGUCACACCCUGGUGGGCGGGGUCUCCAGCUCCUCAGCAGGCUGUCAUUGGUGGGCCAGUCGGAGUUGGAAGAAGUGAACUGUCUGCCCAAUCAGCAUCACUCGUCUGAUCAUCUGCCUCUUUUGGCUCGGUUCCGCCUUCGGUGCUGACACGGCCAGUUGUGUGUGUGUACGCGCACGUGCGUGUGUGUAUUUCGUCAUUCAGAAAAACACAAACAAACACACACAAGUCAAAGAAGGUUGACUCAGUUCAUCUGGAUACAACGCUGAUUGACAGAUAGAUUGUAUCUGUCAGUAAACGUUGUAUCCAGAUGAACUGAUUCUGGAUUAAUGAGCAUGCAUAAAGACACACACACACACACACAAGCCCUCUCUUUCCCUCGUCAUCAUCUUGCCCCAAUGGAAGAACAUACUACCAGGCAGAUGAUACAAAGAUCUGUGUCACUGGCAUCGGACAUUUUGGCUUUGACCACGAGCAAGCGAGAAGACCCGAUUCGUUCCAUCUUAGCAGGCUAGCAAGCCAACCGGACUAAAACGCUGCCUAUUUAAUUUGGGCCCUUAUUCCACUUUCACAGUAGAGUGAGCAUGAUAAUGAUUUUAAUAUAUGCAAUUUGUUUUCUGAAUAUUGUGACUCUUCUGAAUAUCGAAACACACAGAAACAAAUUGCUCAUGUGACAAGAGAUCACAAGCUUGAUCCCUGCGUAAAGGUACGAUCAGUCUCGAUAUACGGAAAAACUCAAGUUUUCCUCUCUCGCUGACUUUUCGUUCGGUUAGCAGGCCGUGGAUUUUCCCGCAGCACCACAAGCAGUGUUUAUGAUUGCACAGAAAACCACGCGGCGUCAUAAACAGGGUUUUGGUGCUGCUGGAAAAUCCACGGCCCACCAGAGGGCCCCGUCGUGAACUGUAUAGAGAGUUUUAUAUCGGAGUCGUGUCCCCGUGGCCCCCGUAAUCACUCACGGGGAGAACCCCUUUUAUGACGAGGGGCUUUUAUCACGCAGCACUUCUUCAGAGGGGCUUCUAAAGGGCCCUGCUUAUAAACCCCAGGUCAUAUAAACCCCAUGUCAUGUAAACCCCAUGUCA